This is a messenger RNA of Branchiostoma belcheri (Belcher's lancelet), 1510 nucleotides long. Its product is annotated as MAM and LDL-receptor class A domain-containing protein 1-like. The transcript has 10 exons. Gene Ontology annotation, molecular function: protein binding; calcium ion binding. Lineage: Eukaryota; Metazoa; Chordata; Leptocardii; Amphioxiformes; Branchiostomatidae. Gene Ontology annotation, biological process: nervous system development. The record is from RefSeq and is a predicted model, not a curated record. Gene Ontology annotation, cellular component: membrane. Bases 2 to 1510 code for a protein of 502 amino acids.
GAUGGCUGUUCCUUUUUGGCUUUUGCUUUGUCUGUUUGGAGGUUUUGCUGAAGCGAACACGUCGCUGGACUGGUUUGACUUUUACGAUGCAAAAGCUAAACUCGGCUUCAACGAUGAAGGUAUCGGAGGUAUUGACGAGGAGGAGUGCGCCAGACGGUGUUUAGUGGGAACUUCUACUGUUCCGUUUGGAUCGUGUCUGUCGUUUCAUUAUGACCACCAGCUCCUUCGCUGUACCCUGAGUACAGCAAACAGGGACACACCAGGAGCAACUUUAGCUGACAGUGACCCACCGUCGCGAUUUGACUACUACGAAAGAAAAGCUCCCUACAGUCCCUGUGAUUUUGAGACAGACCUGUGUCAGUACACACAGAACACGACAGACAACUUUGACUGGACACGUGACUCUCGUGGUACUAGGUCGAGCAGGACUGGUCCAACAGUCGACCACACCACUGGCACCAGCACAGGACAUUACAUGUACAUUGAAACAUCGUUACCGCGAGAACAGGGAGACACCGCCCGUCUGUUAUCCCCGUCCUACCGCAGGUAUCCUGACGGUCAGUGUCUGCUGUUCUGGACACACAUGUAUGGAGUUCACAUAGGUACGCUGAAGGUAUCCGUAAAAACUGGAGGUACGACUUCUGACAUCUGGACCAGAUCUGGUAACCAAGGUGACCAGUGGUUCAGCGUCGCCGUCAACAUUCCUGCUAACAACAGUUACCAGGUCAUCUUUGAAGGAGUCAGAGGAUCUGGGAUCCAUGGUGACAUUGCAAUAGAUGACGUCAGUAUCCUGCAAAGAACUUGUUUAGAUGUCGUCGACUGUGUUCCCAGACAAGGCAAAGGUCUGUGCUCCCAUACCUGCACCAACUCCGACAACGGUUUCUCCUGCUCCUGUAAUGUUGGCUAUAGUCUUCAACAGGACGGCCUCUCAUGUAAUGACAAUAAUGAGUGCAGUUCAAACGAAGGCCGGGGACCAUGUGAUCACACCUGUACCAACACAGUCGGAAGUUAUACCUGUUCGUGUUAUAAUGGCUUCACCCUCAACUCCGAUAGACAUGUGUGUGACCACCCAUCAUCUCCCCUCAACAUAAGCCGACAGGAGGACCACAACUAUUGUGACGUCAGCUGGUUAUCACCCGCGGUACCCAGAGGUAGAGGAAACAUCACCGGAUAUAAUGUGUAUCUUCAAAGAGAUUACCUAGAUAGCAAUGGACAGACACAAAGGGGCGAAUACAGCGUUAAGUCAACAGAAUCCACGAGCAUCAGACUGCUGAAGUCGACCAAAACGGAGAUUUUGGAUCUGCUGCCCAACUCUGUGUACACCAUAAAGGUGACAGGUUUGACCUACACAGGGGAGGGAUACUUCAGUCAGGCUGUCAACUGUACCGUUCCACCGGGAAAACCUCCAGCGCCUGAAAAGCCGGUGUUGCAGGAUCAAACGGAAUUAAACUCCACAACUCUCCCGAUAGAGGUCAAACCGACAUCUGAGAGGCAUGGUCCGAUAGGGUGA